Molecule: messenger RNA, 1029 nt
Organism: Zasmidium cellare ATCC 36951
Lineage: Eukaryota; Fungi; Ascomycota; Dothideomycetes; Mycosphaerellales; Mycosphaerellaceae
Exons: 2
Coding region: 1-1029 (342 amino acids)
Source: RefSeq, a predicted model, not a curated record
AUGUUCUCGAAACGCUCGCUGUCAGCACUGAGCUCAACGGAGCGUCAGCUCCUCCGAAAUCAAUGGCUCCGCAGUGGGCAAUGUGCGCGGUGUUUUCACGCGUCCGUGAGAAGGGGAGAGGUUGAGUCUAGCAGCAAGAGUAAUGCUACUGGACCUUCGAAGAAUGCAUCCAAACGAGGCGAAACCCGCCAACAGCGCUCCGCUCGAAUCUCCAGCGAAAUCGCCAUGCUUCAGAAAGGACCUCCUCCUUCCACCUCGAGUGCCAGCACCGGCGAGUCGACAGGGCCUGGUAGUGCGACUGGUGCUUUCCAUGCGCCGCCAGCGGCUCCUGGUAGUGAUGCUGGAUUUCUCGAGACACCCGGUGAGAUGGGAGGUCCGGAGCAGCGAAUGGGCGAGAACAUAUCUGCGGGAAGAGAAGGGCCGAACGCACAAGGGGCCGGGAGAGCUCUACGGACGGAGCAAGAUAUGAUGGGAGGGCUCGAUGCGAACCCCGGACAUCAUCGGGAAUGGGUGAGGAGGUCUGGCAGAUCUUCAGAAGAGGAGGAGUUCGAGGAUGACGACCUCAGAAACAACGCACUCCAGCCAAAACCCACCCCCAUCAAACCCACCAUGCACAAGCACCACGACCUCCUCCACGCCGGCGCCGGCGCCUCCACCAUCGCCGGCUCCAACUUCGAAGGCGUCAUCCACGACCGCAUAAAAGCCACGUCCUUCCCUCACCACCCCUCCGCGGAGCCCCAUCGAUGGCACACAAAGGGCAACGGCAUGAAGAAAGACUUCAAAGAGCAUAUCGUGAAUAAGCUGGUCAGAGGACAGUAUGAUCGCCGGGAUCUGCUGGGUGGGGAGAAGUUCGCGAAGCAGCCUGUGCUGAACGAUGUUGCCAGGAUGGUGCUGUUGAAUGGGUCGUAUUUGGCGGGUGAUGGGAGGAAGUUGUUGGGGAAGGUGAGGAGUUUGCUUCCGAAGCCGGUGGCUGCGGCGCCUAAGACGCAGGGGCAGAAGGGGAAGAGGGCGCAGCUGGUUAAGAAGUGA